Molecule: messenger RNA, 1039 nt
Organism: Rhagoletis zephyria (snowberry fruit fly)
Lineage: Eukaryota; Metazoa; Arthropoda; Insecta; Diptera; Tephritidae
Product: farnesol dehydrogenase-like
Source: RefSeq, a predicted model, not a curated record
AUUAAAAGCGUAAGUACUGUGUUAAACUUUUCUGCGACCCUCCUCACCAACUCAAGUGAAAUCAUAAUGGAACGCUGGCAAGGUCGUGUCGCUGUAGUUACUGGUGCUAGUUCAGGCAUUGGCGCUGCCACAGUCAAAGAUUUACUUAAAGCUAAUCUUGUUGUGGUGGGACUUGCCCGCCGACUGCAGCUGAUGGAAGAAUAUAAAGCUGAAUUGCCAGCUGAACAACAAAAACGUUUCCAUCCUUUCGUUUGCGAUGUUUCAUCACAAGAAUCGGUGGAUAAGGCGUUCGAUUGGAUCAUCAAAGAAUUGGGUGGCGUUGAUAUAUUGGUGAAUAAUGCCGGCAUGUUUAAAGUGGGUCAAGCCGUUAACUUGGAUCCUGCAGUAAUGCAACAAGUUGUACAAACUAAUAUAAUGGGUGUGGUAUAUUGUACGCAACGCGCUUUCAAAUCAAUGAAAGAACGCAAUUUUGAUGGACAUGUGGUGAUCGUCAAUAGCGUUUUGGGUCACUCGGUGCCGAAUUUUUCGGGUGAUGCUGCGCCAAUCAUGAAUGUGUAUGCGCCGACUAAGUAUGCACUAACUGCUAUUACUGAGAUAUAUCGGCAAGAGUUUAGAGGAUUGGAAACAAAAAUCAAAAUAACUAGCGUUAGCCCCGGUUUAACAGAUACAGAAAUCGUUCCGGAUCAAUUCAAAAACGCUGGACUUCCAAUUCUGAGAUCAGAAGAUGUUUCCAGCUGUAUAUUGUUCACUCUUUCAACACCGCCACACGUGCAAGUACACGAGAUUACUGUGUUGCCAACACUGGGCCAGUAAUUAAAUAUUUUAGCAUAUGCUAUACAUACAUACAUAUGCAUAUAUGUAUAUUAAUUAUCAACAUACAUGUAUGCACAUACAUACACUUAAGUAUAUUUGUAUGUAUGUAUGUGUAUUCAUAUGUAUGUAUAUGUUUUGUUUUUACUCUUAUAUUAUAGUUAAUAACUAUGCAAUGAAAUAAAAAUACAUGGGAAUGCUAAUGGCAUUGUCAUUGGAAAUCCAUUAU